UAAAUAUAUCGGCUAACUGUUAAUUUUGUCAACGUUUAUGAGUAAACUAGCAUAGAUGGCCUCAAAGCGAACGUACGGGCUAAACAUAGGCUUUUAUUUUGAAAUGUCUUGAAGUCUUCGUGCAGUGCGUUCAGCUUCACUCCCUCGUUCCCCUCAGCGACACUGACAUCAUGGCGGACGCCGAUUCUUGGGAUGCCGAUAGUUUCGAGCCCGAGGCUCCCAUCAAAAACGCGGCAGUUCUUGACAAAUGGGAGGGCGAGGAUGAAGACGACGACGUGAAAGAUAAUUGGGAUGAUGAUGAAGAGGAAGAAAAGGAGGAAAAAAAGUCAGAGGCUGAGGCUAAACCUACAGAAAAGAAGAAACUCAGUGAAAAGAUAAAAGAAAAGGAAAAUUUAGAAAGAAAAAAACAAGAGGAGCUCAAAAAACAAUUAGAGUCAUCAAAAGACAGCACAGAACUCACACCAGAAGAGGAGCAGGCAGAAAAGCUUAGAGUGAAAAAACUACAGGAGGAUUCAGACUUAGAACUAGCAAAAGAGGCGUUUGGUGUAGUAUCAAAUAAUGUUACAGGAAUUGAUGCGAUGAGUCCCUCUUCGAAAGAAGACUUCACAGAGUUUGAGCGGUUGCUAAAAGAAAAAAUAUCUCCCUAUGAGAAGUCUAUACACUAUUCCAGCUUUUUAGAGACGCUGUUUAGGGACCUGUGUCUUUCAUUGGAAGUUGAAGACUUGAAGAAAAUUAGCAACUCACUGACAGUGUUACUAAGUGAAAAGCAGAAGCAAGAAAAGGCAAACAAAGGUAAAAAGAAAAAGAAGGGAGUUAUACCAGGAGGAGGUUUUAAAGCCAAGCUGAAAGAUGAUCUGGCAGACUACGGGGAGUUUGAUGGCGGUUAUGCACAAGACUACGAGGAUUUCAUGUGACCAAGGCUUAACCCAUUGAUAACUUUUGCUGGUUGCUGAACCAUACACCUUAACAGCAUGACCUUACCCCACAGUCAGGCCCACUCACCAGAAUCAUGCUAGAAAACUCUGAACGCCAUCCCACGCAAUGCACACUCUCCCCUCAAAGAGGUUUAUGCAGAGAAUGAAUUAACUGAGGGAUUUUCUCUGUUGUGAAUUUAGGUCAAUGUUUGUCGGAAUAAAAAACCGAUAAAACGGGCUCUUCCUUGCAAAUGUGAUCAAUUAAUCGUGACAGUCCAGGAUUAUAUGAACAGAGUGUUAUUGUUCGGUAACUUCUACUUGGAAAUAAAUGACAUUCUAUGCAAAUUUC
Molecule: messenger RNA, 1263 nt
Organism: Rhinichthys klamathensis goyatoka
Lineage: Eukaryota; Metazoa; Chordata; Actinopteri; Cypriniformes; Leuciscidae
Gene: eif3ja
Product: eukaryotic translation initiation factor 3, subunit Ja
Exons: 8
Coding region: 171-914 (247 amino acids)
Cellular component (GO): eukaryotic translation initiation factor 3 complex; cytoplasm
Molecular function (GO): translation initiation factor activity
Source: RefSeq, a predicted model, not a curated record